AUGAUGAUUCACUUCAGCUCUUCCGUGGGGCUGGGCCUGAUGCUGGCGGCUACCCACUCAACGCCGUCAGUGAAUAUCCCGGUUGACGACAAUAUUGCCGUUCUGCGUUGGAUGCUGCAGUUGACUUUGAGGGCGCCCGGCUUUGCUCCUAUGAUACAGUGCCGCCCUUGCAAAUUUUUGUCCUUGCCGUCCACCCCAAACUUGUCCAUUCUUACCAUAACGGGUUUCGCCUCCUGCGACAUGCAUGACGCGGAUGACUGCUCUUCCCUCUCUUCGGCCGUGAUCAUUGGGUGUGCCCGGAAGUGCCACCUCCCAGCCAUGCGCCGUCGACUCAAGGACUACCAGAUUGACUGGGAUUGCGUUUUCGGGCCUGAAUCCUUGGAGGAAGUGUUUCAGAGGGGAGGUGACUUCACUACCUGCCCUGGAGCUACCAAAGCGCACCCGUGCUCCAGGUUUAUCGUGGACAAGGACGAAGAACGCUCGGAGGUGAAGGUGCAGGAGGGUCCCGAGGGAUUCCCGUUCCUGUACGGCGAGGAAUACAUCUUCAAGUACAGUUUCCAGGCUAUCGAGGACAUGCAGGUCGCCACUCGCUUCACCCACCUCGGCCAGCUCAAGGGCUCGGCGGGGGGCUACAUGGUCAAGGGCGACCCGAUCUACUCCCUCACCGCCAACAAGCACGGGCUGCACGUUCGCUUCAGCAACCUGGAGUCCAUCGAAGACUACCACGACGGCUUGGACAUGCCGCUGGACUGGGAUGCCGCCACCGGGGAGUGGGUGCACGUGGAGAUCAUCACCACCUUUGGACAGUCCAUGGAGGUGAACAUCUCUGGAGCCGUCAGCGGAAAGGCUGUCUGGCCGAGUGACCUCAAGCCCGUGGCCUGGCACCGCGACUCCGAAAUGGUCCGGAUGAAGCUGGGUCUCUACCACUCCAUUCACAAUAAUGUUGUCUUCGGGUGUCUGUGGAGCGGCGUGCAUGUGUAUAUCUGGGUGGAUGGGCAGAGAAGUUUCUUGCCGUGGAGCCAGUGGCGACGACAACAACAACAGCACCGACAAACCGACCGCGAAUCCACACACGGAAAUCAAAGAGCCGGCCUCCAAUCGCCGCGCUACCCUGAAAGAAACCGACUUGUUGCUGUCUUCGGGCUGGAGGCACUACAAUACUGUAGGUCAAUCCGCGCCAGGAUUUCUGCUGUCCGCACCUAG
Molecule: messenger RNA, 1203 nt
Organism: Ectocarpus siliculosus
Lineage: Eukaryota; Phaeophyceae; Ectocarpales; Ectocarpaceae
Source: the annotation of a GenBank genome assembly